Penicillium robsamsonii is the source of this 1899-nucleotide messenger RNA. RefSeq lists its product as uncharacterized. Gene Ontology annotation, cellular component: nucleus; site of double-strand break. The record is from RefSeq and is a predicted model, not a curated record. Bases 1 to 1899 code for a protein of 632 amino acids. Gene Ontology annotation, biological process: double-strand break repair. The transcript is spliced from 2 exons. Lineage: Eukaryota; Fungi; Ascomycota; Eurotiomycetes; Eurotiales; Aspergillaceae.
AUGAUGUCCACACCGUCAUCUUCCACACGUCUUCCCUCGACCUCCCCGCAGGUUACUGCCUCGGUCGUGAAGUUUCGCUGUUUGUACACUCAUGACCUACGCCGAAAGUCGAAACGAUGGCACGAUGGGUACCUUCGAUAUCAUAAAUUCAACAAACGUGUUAUGGUUUACGAUGACCAGGGGAACUUUAUCGGUGACCACCACUGGCGAUCCCUCGAUGAAGUACAGGAUGGCGACGAAAUGGAGCUGGACAAGGGAAUCCUGAUUGAGGUGACCGAGAAUAUGGGGACGACUGAAACGGAUAUCACAACCCUGUACGAAAAACGGAAAUCCAGUCAAGGUUCACCGCAGACCAAAGACCCGGUGUCCCAAGUCCCCCGUACCUCCACCCACAUUUCAACCCCGACCUCUGCACCUAUCCGUUCCUCCGGUUCGUCCCAGUCCUUCCGGUCACUUAACGAUCUGCUGGGCAUCAAAAGGACUCCAAUCAGACAUUUGGUGUCUCCAUACGAGGAAAAGAAUUCACCGAGACCAGCGCCCAGCCUUCAGGAGUCCGCACCAGCACCGAAGCGGCAGAAGACAUCCUCGGUGGUGAAUCGAAGCGCCGAGAAAGGCUCGCGUGUUCAGAGCGAGGUCAUUGAUUUGACCGAUUCAACCGAGUCAAAUCGAGGAGUCCCCGCGAGGCAAAGACCGAGUCAACUGGCAAAAGAACUACCCCGAGCCGGUGGUGAUUCUACAACCGAUGUACUCCCGGCAAAUUGUGAGCAGAGGUCGACAGUUCAGUCAGAACAAACUCGGGCGUCGAAACCCAAUCCUCCUUCAUUCUCAAGGACCUCCGCUUCAACUGAAUCUGAACAAAGACUCAACGAAGCAAUCCGUACAGCCACCAAGAGUGUCCAACCUGCAAGGUCCCUACACAAUAAAUUGAAAGAUGUACUGCCCCCCGUCCAACCACUAAGACUCCCCGGCCCCUCAUCGCAAAGUUCUCUUCCCAGUAUACCCCCAGAACCAGAAAUAACCAAGCCUCGAGGGGAUUUGCACGUCGAGCAGCCAUCAAUCAACCGCGAAAAUCAAUCAAAAGCCGCGUCACGUCCCACCCCACCACGGAGGUCUGACCCUCCGGGGCUCCCAAGAAGCUCUCCCCCAAGUGCACCCAGAAAAUUGUCUGUUGGUCGAUCUACACCACAGGCACCAGUGCGUGCAGUCACCAAUUAUGUGAAACCCAUUGAACCUGCGAACAACCAAGCUCCAACGAACCUUCCACCAACGAAAGUUUCGUCUUUAGCCAACAUUCCACCUUCAGUCAAUAUUUCACCUCCGGCCAAUGUUCCACCUCCAGCCAACAACUCACCUUCAACGAACAUGGCACCUCCAUCGCGUCCACCUUCGGCACUAUGCUCUGGAGCACCAACGUCAGCUCUACGCAUAGGAACCGGAAAGCCACGCAGGAAACUAAUGUACAGUGCUUUACUGCCUAGAGGCUCACGAACUCCAUCACCGGUAACCUCAGAUACGCUGCCUACUAGUGCAACCCGUGAACCCGCCACAGAACCCCCGGAACAACACCUAGCCGCCGCUCCAGAUGAUUCCUCAAUACCAAGCGAAGAGUUUAUGCCGUCAAGCUCGACACAAUCUAUCUUUGACGAGAUGACAGAUGGAUCAGGGUUCAAAUCGCCCCCCAUGAUCAAAAGACUAGCCGGGAAAAGGUCUCUCGAUUCACCUUUGCGCAAAUCCAUUUCGGACCCGACCGCAUUGACUGCCCGCCAGGUCAGAGCAGGAGGAUCAUUCCACACUGCCAACAUGGAAGACGAGCCCAAAGAGCAAGGCCCCUGGACAUCCGAGGCAUUAGAUUUGUUUGACUUCUGGCCUGCUGGGCGACCAAAACCAUCAAACGAAUGA